AUGAAAAAUCACUUGACAGAAAGAAACAACUGCAUCGUUCUCAAAAUUGAUACUCAUAUGAGCAAAGUGGAAGACAUGUCCCCAUUUGGUUUUCAUUUUGAAUUCGAUGCCAAGAAGUAUAAGGAACGGAAAAAGCAGAUACGAAAACAGAAGAUUACUCGGUUUUUUGCUUGGCUUGCAUAUUACCACCACAAAUUUGGAAUCCGACAUAUUACUUUGGUUUCAUUAUUGAUUGGAUAUGUAUUUCUUGGAGGAAUUAUGUUUCAAAAUUUGGAGUCACCGAGGGAGUUAGAGGAACUGAAAGAAACUAUUGUUUUAAUGCAAGGAAUUAUUACGGAAGAAACAUCAGAUAUCAUAAAUGUCACACUGAGUACAAAUGGAACAGACCGGAAUAAUAAACUCGGAAAAUUAAUAAAAAGGUAUUAUAAGACAAUGUUGGAAGCAGAAGGAAGAUUUCAUGGAAGUGUUUGGCAUAAAGCGGAAAAUCUGGAUAUGCAUUUGAUGUGGUAUUUCUCCUCUGCAACGUUCUAUUCAAUGACGUUAUUCUCAACAAUUGGAUACGGUACCAUUUCUUGCCAAACAUUUUGGGGACGAUUGUUAUCUAUCAUUUAUGCAUCACUUGGUCUACCAAUAAUGCUUGUUGUACUCGGUGAUAUAGGUGAAUGGUUUCAAAAAAUACUAACUGGAGGCUAUGUGUACUUGCUUUUUAAAUAUAAACAAUUGCGGAAACAACCAAUCAAGAGGAAAAAGAAUGAUAUAUUGCUACCCAUGUGGCUUGCUCUAUUACUUGUAUUGGGGUACAUUUUGAUUUGUACAUUGACAAUUAAAAUGUUUGACCACAACGAAGGAAAUAAACCUGGAAUUGGCUUUUUUGAUGCAUUCUACUUCACAUUCAUUAGUUUGACAACUAUUGGGUUAGGAGAUGUUAUGCCUUAUAAUAUUCAGUAUUCGCCGUUCCUGGCUGCUGCUUUCCUUUUGGGUCUUGCACUCAUUUCAAUUGUCAAUACAUCUAUAUAUGCCCAAUUGUACCGGAUGUUCUUUAGUUUAAUUAACAAUGUUGAAGAUAAAUUGGAUAGAAUUCACAGUUCCAGUCACAAAGGUCCUGGCUAUAGGGUGUUCCAGGAUAUGGAACCGGUAAUUCGUAUGUUAGUAUGUACCUUCCCUCCGUCACAUCCACAAACUCGAAUCAAAUUUGCAACCGUAGUUCGCGACUCCUUCAGAAGAGAAAAAGAUAAAAAACGGGAGAGCAACACGAGUGACCAAAUUAAAUUGCGAACAAGAACCGAAUCGGAUAUACCCGCACACGAUGGAUUCCACCUUUGGAUGGCGAAACGAGCCAAAAAACGAGAGCAGGACGCUCAUCACGAAGACGAAGAUGCAGCUGCGGCAGCACGAAGACGUGCACCGACAUUAGGAGCAUUUGGUGGUUUUGAUUUGAAUCUGUUUAGACCAAGAGGACGCGCCAACACCUCUCCGUUCCGACGGAAUGAAUCCGAAGAAACAGAGGAAAGUGAUGUUGAGUGA
This is a messenger RNA of Caenorhabditis remanei, 1524 nucleotides long. RefSeq lists its product as uncharacterized. Bases 1 to 1524 code for a protein of 507 amino acids. The record is from RefSeq and is a predicted model, not a curated record. Gene Ontology annotation, cellular component: membrane. Lineage: Eukaryota; Metazoa; Nematoda; Chromadorea; Rhabditida; Rhabditidae. Gene Ontology annotation, molecular function: potassium ion leak channel activity. Gene Ontology annotation, biological process: potassium ion transmembrane transport; stabilization of membrane potential. The transcript is spliced from 12 exons.